AUGGACCCGAAUACCAUCGACCCCAUCGAAAACAGGCGCCGUAUGGCCGCGGGAGAUUUAUACUAUGCUUUUGUCCCAGACUUGACCGCGGAUCGCUUCCGCUGCAAAGUCGCAUGCGGUGCAUACAGCGUGCAGGAUGCCGCCGGUGCGCCGAGACGGAAACUUGUUGAGUUGAUGAAAGAUAUCUUCAACGACAAAACCCCGCUACCCGCUCCCAACGCUCCCGAAGAAGAAGCCAUCUUUGACCAAUACCCCUGGAUUGACGGUCCGGUCAAAUUCGACUACGGCACCCAGGUCAAAUUCGGCCCCGGCGUCUACAUCAACUCCAACUGCACCUUCAUCGACACCAUGCCCAUCACCAUCGGCGCGCGCACACUCGUCGGUCCCAACUGCAGUUUCUACUCAGGCACGCACCCGACCGAUUCCCAGCUGCGCAACGGCAUGCGCGGGCCCGAGAGCGGGAAACCAAUUACCAUUGGCGAAGACUGCUGGCUGGGCGGGAAUGUCACGGUGCUGCCUGGUGUGACGAUUGGGAGGGGCGUGACGGUUGGUGCCGGGAGUGUGGUGACGAAGGAUGUGGAAGCGGAUGUGGUUGUUGUUGGGAAUCCGGCGAGGGUUGUGAAGAGGUUGAAGGGGGGCGAAGGGGAGGCGAAGAAAUAG
Messenger RNA from Dichotomopilus funicola, 660 nucleotides. RefSeq names its product maltose O-acetyltransferase. The transcript has 3 exons. Bases 1 to 660 code for a protein of 219 amino acids. The record is from RefSeq and is a predicted model, not a curated record. NCBI's taxonomy places the organism in Eukaryota, Fungi, Ascomycota, Sordariomycetes, Sordariales, Chaetomiaceae. Gene Ontology annotation, molecular function: acetyltransferase activity.